AUGGGGUUCACCUUCUCCUUUGCCUCCAGUGCCACCUUAGAUCUGACUGGGGAGGCGACCGAGCUUCCACCGGGCUACUUCCUCUCUACCUACCUUGUCUCUAUGUUUGUGGCUCUUGCUCCGUUGGGUGCUAUUAUUGGUGGUCCUGUCGGUGGCUGGAUAGCUCAACACUGGGGCAGAAAGUGCUCCCUGAUGUUUUCUGGUGUCCCGUACCUGAUCGGAAACCUCCUCAUCAGCUAUGCUCACUAUACAUCAAGUGCCGCUCUAUUCAAGGCCUUGUUGUUUGUGGGAAGAUUCUUCAGUGGUAUAGGCCUUGGAUGGGCGUCAGCUAUAGUUCCGGUGUACCUUGGUGAAGUAUCAUCCAUUCAACUGAGAGGUGUUGUUGGAGCAGUAAGUCAGGCACUCUUCACUUUAGGCAUUGCAUUCGGCCUUGCAGUAGGAGCCAUAGACAACUUCCGCUACUACAACAUUUCACUGGUGGCAGUUGGGACCGUGGCACUGUUUGAGGUGCUGAUGUUCUGGUUACCAGAGACCCCAAGAUGGCUGGUGUCUAGAAGAUAUGUAGAACAGGCAGAACAUGUCUUAAUUUGGCUCAGGGGGAAGAAAAUUGGCAUUCAGAAAGAACUUGAUGAAAUAAAAAAGACCUUCCCUGUAAAAAAGAAAAAGAGAAGCAUUUUGAAAAACUUCUCAAAGCGAAGUGUUUUGAUUCCAUUCAUCUUAGUAAUCGUAACUUUCUUCUUCCAGCAAGCUAGUGGAAUCAGUGCCACGGCUACCUUUGCAGCCACUAUUCUCUCUGAAGCAGGAUUUGAAGACCCUCGAACUAUAGCUGUGUAUGGUAUCGGCAUUGCAAGUUUAUUUGGGAAUGUUGCAGCAUUUUUUCUCGUUGAUUUUCUUGGUCGCGUGACUCUCCUCGUUUUGAGUUCUACUGGAAUGUUCCUGGGCUGCUCUAUGCUUGGAAUUCACUUCUUCGUCACUCGGGACUCACUCUGCAGUGAAGGUUUUAGUAACUCAACUGCGAUUCCGACUGACACUGUUGUAGAGUCGUGCAAUGCCCACUUUGGACCUCUGGCUAUUGUCAGCGUCGUUCUCUACCGGUUUUCAUUUGCAAUUGGUAUAGGGCCCAUCCCGUGGAUCCUAUUAUCAGAGUUGCUGCCCCUGACUGUGCGUGGACUUGCUAGCGGGCUGGUCAUGAUUGUGACUUGGGCCACAUCAGCUGUAGCCAUUGGACUAUUUCUGGAGUACGUUCAGCUGGUCCGAUUCUGGUUUGCCAUCUGGACAUUUGGACUGUUUAACCUGGCGGCUGCCGUGUUUGUCAUUAUCUUUCUCCCGGAGACGAAAGGGAAGAGUCUGGAGCAACUGGAGAAGAAGUUUGCAAAACUGCCAGAUAUCGUGGAAACUGUUCUAUAG
Molecule: messenger RNA, 1407 nt
Organism: Geodia barretti
Lineage: Eukaryota; Metazoa; Porifera; Demospongiae; Tetractinellida; Geodiidae
Source: the annotation of a GenBank genome assembly